GCGAGGCGGCGGGAGCUGAGCGCCGGCGGGGCCGCUGCCACUGUCACUGUCGCGACAUGAGCGAGAGACAAGGAACCGGGGCUGCGAAUGGGAAGGACAAGACGUCUGGUGAGAAUGAUGGGCAAAAGAAGGUCCAGGAGGAGUUUGACAUAGACAUGGACGCGCCAGAGACAGAACGGGCGGCCGUGGCGAUACAGUCCCAGUUCAGAAAAUUCCAGAAGAAAAAAGCGGGGUCCCAGUCCUAGUAGCUACCUCACAGCGCAAAACAAAGUAAUCCUGAGAUGAUUUAUCCAGAAGAUCAGAAAUAACACAAAGAUGCAUGUACAGAAAUUAUCAAUAUUUAAAACCCCAUUGGCAGAUAACAACCCAUGAGCUUGUGUGCGACUUCAUCCCAGAUGUUUCACACCCAUUACCCUCUGUAACUCACCAUUUUACUUGAUGUUGUAAUAAAAAGUUAGGGUGAAGUAAUUAAAGUGUCUGCCUUCAUCUGUCUUUCCAUAUUAAUCCAGCAAGUGCAGCGUUACAAAUGAACCCAGCCCAGAUGCCUGUUUCCCUCUCCACCUAAAGCUCAGAGUCAUAACAGCACCGUAUGUUGCAGGGAUUUUUGCUGAGGGAUCAGAUAGAUGCAUCCCAGCCCUGCUUCCCUCAUUUGGAGAAUUCCAGCUGCCAGCAAAAUGUGAAAAUAAAAUGACUUUCUCGUAAUGAGCUGAACGUAAAAGCAACAACAACAAAAACGUUGCAGACAGAAGCUGGCAUGAGGGGUGUAGGAAGCAGGGAGCAGUUUAUUUUUGUCUUGCAAGUGUGUCAAUAAAGUGGUUUGAGUGGGGAAAUUGUGCCUGUCCUUCCUCUUUGCAUGAUAACAUUCAGAGAUCUUGGACCUCAUUGACUGUUAUGGAAAGAAAAUAAUAAACCAGACACAAAAUACC
Pseudopodoces humilis (Tibetan ground-tit) is the source of this 926-nucleotide messenger RNA. It is a transcript of the gene PCP4, whose product is annotated as Purkinje cell protein 4. Gene Ontology annotation, molecular function: calcium ion binding; calmodulin binding. NCBI's taxonomy places the organism in Eukaryota, Metazoa, Chordata, Aves, Passeriformes, Paridae. Gene Ontology annotation, cellular component: cytoplasm. The record is from RefSeq and is a predicted model, not a curated record.